CUCCUUCUUAUCUCAGAAUUUUUUGGUUUAUACAUUCAAAGAAGCUGGAUCUUUGCAUUCUGAUUCUUCUUAUUUUAAGAUGCAUUGUCAUUACCAAGGAUAUGUUGCAGAUUUUCCAAAUUCAGUUGCAACACUCAGCAUAUGUUCUGGGCUCAGCGGAUUCCUUCAGUUUGAAAAUAUCACCUAUGGAAUUGAACCAUUGGAAUCUUCAGCACGAUUCGAGCACAUAAUUUAUCAAGUGAAAAAUGACAAUCCAGAUAUACCAGUGUUAGUGGAAAAUACCAGCAAUAUUUGGCAGAAAGACCAGCCCUAUAAAGUUUAUUUAAGCUCUCAGAAAAACACUCUUUCAAAACUAUUACCCCAGUAUCUAGAAAUGCACAUUAUCGUGGAAAAUGCUUUGUACGAUUAUAUGGGAUCAGAAAUAAUGGCUGUAACGCAGAAAAUUAUCCAAAUUAUUGGCCUUGUCAACACUAUGUUUACUCAGUUCAAAUUGACUGUGAUACUGUCCUCCUUGGAACUGUGGUCAGGUAAAAACCAAAUGUCUACCAACGGAGAUGCUGAUGAUUUAUUAAAAAGAUUUUUGGCAUGGAAAAAGGACUAUCUUAUCCUACGGCCCCAUGAUAUAACAUUGUUACUUAUUUACAGGAAACAUCCUAAAUAUAUGGGAGCAACAUUUGCUGGCACAAUAUGUAAUAAAAGCUAUGAUGCUGACAUUGCUAUGUACACAGAUGCAAUAACUAUGGAGGGAUUUUCAGUUAUUAUAGCUCAACUAAUUGGCCUUAAAAUUGGACUAACAUAUGAUGACAUAAACAAGUGUUCUUGUCCAAGAGCUACGUGCAUAAUGAAUCAUGAAGCAGUGGGUUCCAGUGGUGUAAAGAUUUUUAGCAACUGUAGCAUGCAUGACUAUAGAUAUUUUGUUUCUAAAUUUGAUGGUAAAUGUCUUCAGAACUUUCCAAAUUUGCAACCAUAUUAUCAAAAUCAAUCAGCGUGUGGUAAUGGGAUUUUGGAGCUUAAUGAAGAAUGUGACUGUGGCAGUGAAGAGGAAUGUCAAUUUAAGAAGUGCUGUGAUCAUAAUACAUGUAAACUGAAAGGCUCAGUAGAAUGUGGUUCUGGACCAUGCUGUACAUCAGAAUGCGAAAUAUCAGUAGCAGGCACUCCAUGUAGAAAGAGUAUUGAUCAAGAGUGUGAUUUUACGGAGUAUUGCAAUGGAACUUCUAGUAAUUGUGUUCCUGACACUUAUGCUUUGAAUGGCCACUCGUGCAGGUUGGAGACUGCAUAUUGUUAUAAUGGACAAUGCCAAACUACUGAUAACCAGUGUGCCAACAUAUUUGGAGAAGGUGCUCAAGGUGCUCCAUUUGCCUGUUUUGAAGAAGUUAAUUCUCUUCAUGAUAAACUUGGAAACUGUGGUUUUAAAAAUUCACAACCAUUGCCUUGUGAACCAAAGGAUGUUCUCUGUGGAAAAUUAGCUUGUGUUUGGCCUCAUAAUACUUAUAAAAGUAAUGUUCAGUCUGCAGUUUAUUCAUAUACUCAAGGGCACGUAUGCAUAUCCAUUACUACCGGGUCAUCAGUGAGAUCAGAUGGAAGAGAUUAUGCCUAUGUGGCUGAUGGCACUGUGUGUGGAGCACAAAUGUAUUGUGAAAAUAAAACCUGCAAAGAAGUCAGUUUAAUGGGAUAUAACUGUGAUGCCACUACAAAAUGCCAAGGGAACGGGAUAUGUAAUAAUUUGGGCAAUUGUCAUUGCUUUCCUGGCUAUCAGCCUCCAGAUUGUGAAUUCCAGGUUGGUUCACCAGGGGGAAGUAUUGAUGAUGGAAAUAUUCAGAAAUAUGAUACAAUUUUUAUUAAAAAAGACUACAGUGUACAUCGGAACAACUGGCUUAUUCUAAGUUUCUACAUUGCUUUGCCCUUUCUCAUAAUUUUCACCAUUAUGAUCAUGAAACAAAAUGAAAUAAGAAAAUCAUGCAACAGAGAGAAUGCGGAAUAUAAGGGCUUUCAGAAUCUCGGCAAAACCAUUACAUCUGAGAAGUAUGCUCAGCAAAUCGAUGAGAUGUGCUGGAAACUGCAACACCUGCAGCUGGCAUUGGUCAACAGAAAGGGCCCAAUUCUUCUCUAUGACAACGCCCAACUGCACAUUGCACAACCAACACUACAAAAGUUGAGCGAAUAG
Molecule: messenger RNA, 2164 nt
Organism: Hipposideros armiger (great roundleaf bat)
Lineage: Eukaryota; Metazoa; Chordata; Mammalia; Chiroptera; Hipposideridae
Gene: ADAM18
Product: ADAM metallopeptidase domain 18
Exons: 17
Biological process (GO): cell adhesion; proteolysis; binding of sperm to zona pellucida
Cellular component (GO): plasma membrane
Molecular function (GO): nucleic acid binding; metalloendopeptidase activity
Source: RefSeq, a predicted model, not a curated record